AUGGGCGAGAGCAAACUCGACGAUGUAAAUCCUUCCCCUAACUCCACUCCCUACCAGCCACAACAUUUCAGUGCCUCGUCGACCACCUCAGAUAUCAAGGCCAGCCUACGCAACAUCAUGUCGAGUUAUCGAAGGAGGAUUGGAUGCGCAACCCCGAUACCCAUUCGCAAACGUUAUAGUUUGCGCUUCAAGCUCUACAUGGCAAUCAUCUUACUCGAUCGAGAUGGCCGACUCCGGUCAGGGCAACCGCAAGGCGUGGUUGGGCCGAAGAGUGGUGACGAUGCCACGGGAGGCACCGAUAGAUCAAUUUAG
Molecule: messenger RNA, 312 nt
Organism: Laccaria bicolor S238N-H82
Lineage: Eukaryota; Fungi; Basidiomycota; Agaricomycetes; Agaricales; Hydnangiaceae
Exons: 1
Coding region: 1-312 (103 amino acids)
Source: RefSeq, a predicted model, not a curated record